GCGUCGCAAGCGCCAAAGUGGACAGUUGCAAACUUUGAACAGCUUAGUUCAGAAAAAAGAAAGAAAGAAAGACCCUCGCAAAAGAAAGUUGAUUAUCCAUGUCUCUCAUCUUCUACUUUGUCCAAAUACGCGAACAUACUGUGUGUGUUUUCUACCAGAUGGGAAAGCAAGCAGUCUGUUUUUACAUGUUUCCGAUUUGAGAAGAAUGGACCUGUAGCUGGAGCGGAAGAAGAAAACUUAAUGUGCUCUAAGUCCUGAUAAAUCCGUGUAUCAUGUGGGAGGAAAAUAGUUCUGCAGAGCCAAACAUUUGCCCUAACAGUGAAGAAUGUCCCACAGAAGUCUCUUUCGGAUUUGGGGAUGAUCUGGAGUUAAAUCAGUUCGAUGGAUUGCCCUUUUCCUCGCGUUACUACAAGUUACUAAAGGAGAGGAAGACUCUGAGUGUGUGGAAGGUCAGGUGUCAGUUUGAGGAAGCUCUGGCAAACAACCAACUGCUUAUUGUGUCUGGGACAGCAAAGACUGGGAGGAGUACACAGAUCCCUCAGUGGUGUGCAGAGUUCUGUCUGUCUGCCCAGUACCAGCAUGGUAAGGUUGUGUGCACGCAGACCAACAAACAGCAGGCUGUAGAUCUGGCCUUGCGUGUUGCUGAUGAAAUGGAUGUCAACAUAGGCCAUGAAGUGGGUUACACCAUCCCUCUGGAGACCUGCUGUUCCUCUGACACUGUUUUGAGGUACUGUACUGAUGAUAUGCUGCUGAGAGAGAUGAUGUCCGACCCUUUUCUGGAGCACUAUGGAGUCGUAAUCAUCGACCAGGCCCACGAAAGGACGGUUAGCACAGACAUUCUGCUGGGUCUCCUCAAGGACAUUCUGCUGCAGAGGCCUGAGCUCAGGGUGGUGGUUCUCACAGUGCCGCCCAUGACCGACAAGCUUCUGAGACACUACAGCAGUGUCCCGCUUAUCAGUCUAGAGCCCUUAUGUACUGCUGAAGUUGUCCACAGCAACAAUAGCAACAAAGACUACUUCUUCUCAGCACUGAGACUGGUGCUGGAGAUCCAUCGGACCAAAGAGGGUGGAGAUGUUCUUGUAUUUCUGGGCUCAGCUGAGGAGGUCCAUUGUGCCUACAGCAUCCUUCACAGAGAAGGGGCCAGGUUGGCCGGAGAGCUGGGACAAAUGGUGCUUGUAGUCCUGUGCUCAGGCCAGGGUGGGCUACUUUCUAGCCUGACUGAGCAGUCGUGCUCCACAAAGUCCAGAAGGGUUUUUCUCAGUACCUGUCAAAACGAGGAUGCAUGGUGGGCUACAGAGUCUGUCAAAUUUGUCAUUGACACAGGAGUCCAGAAAAAAAUGGUGUACAAUCCAAGAAUAAGAGCCAGCUCAGAGGUCCUUCAACCCAUCAGUCAAUGUCAGGCGUACAUUCGCAAGCAGCUGUCUGGACCAUCAGGUAAAUGCUUCUGCCUAUAUCCAGAGGCAAGCCUACCCUCUGCAGAGACCUCCCCACAGAUCUUGGAGUCCAGCAUUACACCAACAGUUCUUUUCCUCAAAAGGAUGGAGAUAGCUGGCCUUGGACAGUGUCAUUUCAUCGAUAGACCAGAUCCAGAGGGUCUCAUGCAGGCACUGGAGGAGCUGGAUUACCUUGCAGCUUUAGACGAUGACGGGAACUUGUCUGAAAUUGGCAUCAUAAUGUCUGAAAUCCCUCUGAAUCCUCAGAUGGCCAAAGCGCUGCUAGCAUCCUGCGAGUUUGACUGUGUUAGUGAGAUGCUGACAAUCGCAGCCAUGUUGUCAGCACCAAGCUGCUUCGUGGAGCCGCCUGCCGGCAUGAGCUGUGAAGCAGUCCAGUGUCACAGAAAGUUCCAGCACCCUGAAGGAGAUCACUUCACCCUCAUAAACAUCUAUAAUGCUUACAAACAAAACCAGAGAGAACAAUACUUGACUGCUGAAAAAUGGUGCCAAGACUAUUUUCUGGAUCAUUCUGCCUUGAGGACAGCUGAUUCCAUUAGAUCAGAGUUGACUGACACACUGAAUAGAAUUGAGCUCCCCAUUUCUGAACCCUCCUUUGGUACCAAGACUAAUACUCACAGCAUCAAAAGAGCUCUGCUGGCUGGAUUCUUCAUGCAGAUUGCUCGAGAUGUGGAUGGAUCAGGUAACUACUUCAUUCUUGCACACAAGCACAUGGCCCAGGUGCACCCACUCUCCUGCUAUGGGGCUCAGUCACACAAGCUGGGACUCCCUGAGUGGGUUGUUUUCAACGAGUACAUCCUUUCAGAAAACUGCAUGAGGAUAGUCUCCGAAAUUUCCCCUCAAGUGUUCAUUGAAAUGGCUCCACUGUACUACUACUACAAUCUGCCCCCUAGUGAAAGCAAAGAUAUACUGCAAGACAUGCUGGACCCAGAGGGAUGCAGAAACUGCAAAGAAAAGAAACCGCAAAAUGCAAUAAGCAGUGAUGCAAACGGUGGCUGUGCAAUAGUGACACAGUCUUAUGAUAGAUGUAUGAUUCAGUGAAUAUAAAUCACAGAUUUAGAAAGCAGCAAAUGUAUUAAUGCUUCCAAGACAUUUGCAUAGUUAAUACGGUAAGGCUUAGUGUAUUACAUGUAUAUUAGUCAUAUAUGAAUGACUUCAUGUGCUGACAGUUUCCAGACAGCAAAGUUGUCAAUUGUGCUGUCAAAUGCAAGCAUAUCAUGAAUGCAUUUAAAUAGUUGUGAUCUAAAAACAUGCUUUCUCACCAUACUUGUUUUUCCUCAACAUUGAAGUGUAGACUGAUCCUCAGACAGGAUGCAAAUGAUGUAGCUUAAGAUUUGAGAUGGUGUCAGUGGAUCUACAAAGAUCUGACUUUGAAGCUAAAAUAUGAGCAACAAGAAUUGUGCUUUGCUUAAAUUAAUCCAAGAAUGUUCUGUUUGAUCAUUCAGAACAUAUUUAUUAAAACAUCCUUAAAUGAGGGGAUGAAAUAUGGAGCUGAAUAUGAAAAAUCUAAACUUACAGUGUUACCACUCAGUCAUUUUAUACUCUCAUCCCUCUGUUUACCAUGGCUUCACACCAAACUCAUGUCAUUUUUAAGCCUCCCUAUAAACAUCCUUGACAUACAGCUGCAUAUAGAUUCUUGCAGUAUUAAAAUAUGUGAUG
This is a messenger RNA of Archocentrus centrarchus (flier cichlid), 3110 nucleotides long. RefSeq names its product DEAH (Asp-Glu-Ala-His) box polypeptide 32a (gene dhx32a). Gene Ontology annotation, cellular component: spliceosomal complex; intracellular anatomical structure. The coding region runs from base 273 to 2492 and encodes 739 amino acids. The transcript has 11 exons. Gene Ontology annotation, molecular function: helicase activity; RNA binding. Lineage: Eukaryota; Metazoa; Chordata; Actinopteri; Cichliformes; Cichlidae. The record is from RefSeq and is a predicted model, not a curated record.